AUGCUGGUGCCGCUGGCCGGCGCGCGCCUGCCCCGCGACCGCGACCCCGCGCUGCGCGCCACCGGGCGCAUGGUGAUGCUCUUCCAGACGGCCUUCGACACCACGUGCGGCUUCGUGGCGCUGCUGCCCUGGCUGCGCCACCUCUUCCCGCACCUCACGGGCCACCGGAGCACCGUGCGCAGCUCCGCGCACCUGCAGCGCCUCUUCAGGGACGUCUUCUAUGAUCACAAGGCAACUUUCACGGAUACUCACAUGCGAGAUUAUUGCGACACGUAUUUGCAUGAAUUAGAAAAACUUAAAAAAGAAGGCGCUCUGGAAAAAUCAACAUUCUCU
This is a messenger RNA of Gryllus bimaculatus (two-spotted cricket), 333 nucleotides long. The record is from the annotation of a GenBank genome assembly. NCBI's taxonomy places the organism in Eukaryota, Metazoa, Arthropoda, Insecta, Orthoptera, Gryllidae.